Molecule: messenger RNA, 2720 nt
Organism: Lepisosteus oculatus (spotted gar)
Lineage: Eukaryota; Metazoa; Chordata; Actinopteri; Semionotiformes; Lepisosteidae
Source: RefSeq, a predicted model, not a curated record
GUAUCUGAAAAGCGGAACGAGGCUAUGCCAAACGCCAGAUAAGAUCACUGCUCUGGUGGUGAAACGUCCUCAUUUUGGAUUCGUAUAAGCAAGACUUUUUCCACUGCCUAUUCCUUCCGCCCGGGUCUUGGCUUCCUUUCUCAUACAAUAUUUCUUGCACAAUACAUUUGGCAAACCCAGCCACGGCGACCGUGCUCUUUGCGCUGCGUUGAGCGAGUCUAGUCUUAAACAUUUGCGAAACCUUUGAGAGGAAGAACAUUUUUUUUUCCCGGCCCCUUAACUAUUAUAUUUCGCAAGGUGAAAGGAACAUGGUCCGAGCAAAGACCUGGACACUCCGCAAGCACUUUGAGGGGUUUCCCCAGGACAGUGACUUUGAGCUGAAGGAACAAGAGCUGCCUGAACCGAAGGAUGGAGAAGUCCUGCUUGAGGCAGUUUUCCUCAGUGUGGAUCCCUAUAUGAGGCCAUACAGUAAAGUACGGAUGAAGGAGGGAGAUGUGAUGAUUGGAAGUCAAGUUGCCAACUCACAGGAGCACAGGGCAGUUUACAGGCCAGCUACAGAAGUCUACAGGCAAGAGUUUGCUUAUUAUGCGUUGAACCUAUUACUUGUUCCUUUGCAGCCUACGCAUGCUGACGCAGCUCCCCACCUAUGUAGUAAUAUGCCAACCAAUAGCUGGAGUGUAACCGAAGAGCCCUCAAGUCCCACCUGGCCUGAGCCUUUUCCUUUCGCAUGUUUCAGGUUGACGGCUCUGUACGGCCUGACGGAGGUCUGCGAGAUGAAACCUGGAGAUGUGGUCCUGGUUAACGCUGCCGCAGGGGCUGUUGGCUCAGUGGUGGGGCAGAUUGCCAAAAUUAAGGGCUGUAAAGCAGUUGGCUGUGCUGGAUCUGAUUCAAAGGUUGCCUACUUAAAAGAAAUGGGGUUUGAUGAAGCUUUCAACUACAAAACAGUGAGCUCUUUAGAGGAAGCAUUGAAGAAAGCAUCUCCGGAAGGUUACGACUGCUUCUUUGAAAAUUCAGGCCCAUAUGUCCACCCCCAGUUGCUCUUCAAACAGCUCCGCAUGGAAGGAUUCCUUGUCUACAGAUGGAAGCACAAAAACGAGGAAUCUCUCAAGCAGCUUAUGACCUGGGUGAAAGAGGGCAAGCUGAAGUACCGGGAGCAUAUCACCGCGGGCUUCGCCAACAUGCCCAGAGCCUUCAUGGGAAUGCUGAAAGGAGAGAACACGGGCAAGGCCAUCGUGAAGGCCUGAGAGGAGCUCCCGGGCGUCACCUGCGUCACCUGUGACGUUAACCCUUAGGUGGUGGGCCUUUCGGGCGUGGCGGUCAAGUGUCGUUGGGCGAGACGUUUUUUUUCACUUCCCGAACCGUUCGGUUUUAGUAGCACUGGUGGGCAUCUCUGGUGCUGGAGGUCUCCACUCCACUGGGAAAUGUCUUGGAAUCACUGUCAACACUUAAUUAAACACAGGAAAUGGUGCUCAUCUCGACAGACGGUAGACCAGCGGAUGGGAACGCAAAGGCCCCUGUAGUACUGAGGCAGUAGGUGUUGUCAAACACUGGGCUUUCCGAUCUGUCCUGUGAUGUAGAUGUUACCUUACUGAUCUGAAUUAAUCACACUAAUCAGACGAGCUGGUUUUACGCCGAACCUAUACAGGAAAUUAUGGGGAAAAUCCAGUAUACGAAAUUCCCCCAAUUUACUGGGUAAUUUUUUCUUUUCUAGACAAAAGUUAAACUUUUUUUUAACAUAACAUACAAAUAGAGCAAUACAAUCAGAUGAGAAGUGUGCUAUAAAUUAACAAGAGGGAAGAAAGUGGGGGUAGUUAAAUAGAUUUGGGAAAUGAAGAAAAGUCUGUCCAAGCUGACACAUUCUACAUCAUUGUGCUAGUACAGAUUUCUAUAAUCUGAGUGAUGUUUAUCUGUAUUUUCUACACAUGCGAUUUCUACACAAAAUGCAAAAAAUAUUUUUUUUAAAAAUCAGAUACAGUGCUAAUAAAAUGCCAAUAGGCUGGGUGAUGACAAUUAUCUAUUACAAUUUAUUGCCCUUGGGUCUUAAUUUCCGGGACACUAAGGUGCUUGAUUGCACAGUCCUCUUUGAACACUGCGUUUGAGAAGAAAAGCAGAAAUAGUUCAAAGCUUUAUGGUAAUGUUUACUGUAUGAUCCAAAAUUAGAAACUGUGAGUGCCUUCAAUACAUUUACAUUUUGAAAUAACUGACCGGAUUUUAAAUGUGAGAGUAAAUAUCUUUCUACCUUACUUUCAUUUUCUAAAAACUGAUCAGUAUUUUUUUAAAUCUCCUGAAAUAUGUUUCUCUGAUGUAACAAAAUGGGAAAAUGAAUAUACGUUGUGCUGUUUUCGUUCUCCAAUCAUAAUUAAAUGUUCCUUUUUCCUCUUUAAGGUUGAUAGUGAAAAAGUUCUGAUUGUCUCUCAUUGUCAACUUCAUAACUAGAAAUUUUAGUUUGAUUAUAUUGGUAUUCAAUUGAUGGUGUUAGAAUCAGGGCAGGUACUUAUUUCAAGAAUCUUGGGGUCAUUUUUAGAUCUGAGACUUGUAUUUGAAAUUCACAUUAUCAUUGUUGUGAAGGUGUCUUUUUGUAACAUUACUCAUACUAAAAUCUGCAUACAUUUCGUUUAUCCGGGCCUGGUUAUUGUAAUGCAGUGCUUGCUUGAUUGUAUAUUCAAACAUGUUCAAAACUCUGCUGCUCAGAUCAUAAAUAAAAUACAUGAACAUAACAA